AUGUCUCCUGCACCUCCUGUCCGAGGAAUUCCCUUCCUAUUACUUGUUCACAAAAGACGAUCAUGUCUCGCACCUCCCGUCCGAGGAAUUCCUUCCUAUUACUUGUUCACAAAAGACGAUCAUGUCUCGCACCUCCCGUCCGUUCACAAAAAGACGAAUUCCCUAUUACUUUGUUCACAAAAGACGAUCAUGUCUCGCACCUCCCGUCCGUUCCUUCCUAUUACUUGUUCACAAAAGACGAUCAUGUCCUCUCCGUCCGUAUUUCCUUCUAUUACUUGUUCACAAAAGACGAUCAUGUCUCGCACCUCCCCGUCUGAGGAAUUCCCUUCCUAUUACUUGUUCACAAAAGACGAUCAUGUCUCGAUCAUGUCUUCCUAUUACUUGUUCACGAUCAUCCGUCUCCCGUCUGGGGAAUUCCUUCCUAUUACUUGUUCACAAAGACGAUCAUGUCUCGCACCUCCUCCCGUCUGA
Messenger RNA from Acanthosepion pharaonis, 471 nucleotides. NCBI's taxonomy places the organism in Eukaryota, Metazoa, Mollusca, Cephalopoda, Sepiida, Sepiidae. The record is from the annotation of a GenBank genome assembly.